Messenger RNA from Apodemus sylvaticus (European woodmouse), 7084 nucleotides. RefSeq names its product contactin 2 (gene Cntn2). NCBI's taxonomy places the organism in Eukaryota, Metazoa, Chordata, Mammalia, Rodentia, Muridae. Gene Ontology annotation, molecular function: cell-cell adhesion mediator activity. The transcript is spliced from 23 exons. The coding region runs from base 273 to 3395 and encodes 1040 amino acids. The record is from RefSeq and is a predicted model, not a curated record. Gene Ontology annotation, biological process: cell-cell adhesion; brain development.
UCCUGAUGCAGAGAUGCUGCAGUGGCUCGGGGCGCGCACACACAUACGCACCCUCGCCCGCUGCCGCCACGCCAGGACAGCCAGUGGCUAAGGCCGGCGGGGCCAAGCAACCCUGAGGCUGGCGGCAGGGUCUGCUCACCAGGCGGCUGCAGCACUGCCCCCAGCCAACACCCUUUCCGCACUCUAGGUGCGGCUCAGUCUCCGGUUGACUCUCCUGGAGCCGGCCUGUGGCUCCUCUCUUCUGGACUCUGCCUCUGCUUGAAAUAGCCACCAUGGGGACACCGGCCAGGGAAAAGCCAAGCUUGCCGCUGCUAGUGCUGGUCACAGUGUCCCUGGUCUCCUCUCCAGGAUGGAGUUUUGCCCAGGGAACCCCAGCUACCUUUGGGCCCGUCUUUGAGGAGCAACCUGUUGGCCUGCUAUUCCCAGAGGAGUCUGCAGAAGAUCAGGUGACACUGGCGUGCCGUGCCCGAGCUAGCCCUCCAGCCACCUAUAGGUGGAAGAUGAACGGCACAGAUAUGAACCUGGAACCUGGCUCCCGCCACCAGCUGAUGGGGGGCAACCUGGUCAUCAUGAGCCCCACCAAGGCACAGGAUGCUGGGGUCUACCAGUGCCUAGCCUCCAACCCAGUCGGCACGGUUGUCAGCAAGGAGGCUGUCCUCCGCUUCGGCUUUCUACAGGAAUUCUCCAAGGAGGAGAGAGACCCUGUGAAAACCCAUGAGGGCUGGGGGGUGAUGCUGCCCUGUAACCCACCUGCCCACUACCCAGGUUUGUCCUACCGCUGGCUCCUCAAUGAGUUCCCCAACUUCAUCCCGACGGAUGGCCGUCACUUCGUGUCCCAGACCACGGGGAACCUGUACAUCGCCCGGACCAACGCCUCAGACCUGGGCAACUACUCCUGUCUGGCCACCAGCCACAUGGACUUCUCCACCAAGAGUGUCUUUAGCAAAUUCGCGCAGCUCAACCUGGCUGCGGAAGACCCCCGGCUCUUCGCUCCCAGUAUCAAAGCCCGUUUUCCCCCAGAGACCUACGCACUGGUUGGGCAGCAGGUCACCCUGGAGUGCUUUGCCUUUGGGAACCCUGUUCCCAGGAUCAAGUGGCGCAAGGUGGACGGUUCCCUGUCCCCUCAGUGGACCACAGCAGAGCCUACCCUGCAGAUCCCCAGCGUGAGCUUUGAAGAUGAGGGGACCUAUGAAUGUGAGGCGGAGAACUCCAAGGGCCGUGACACCGUCCAGGGACGCAUCAUUGUGCAAGCUCAGCCUGAGUGGCUAAAGGUGAUCUCAGACACAGAAGCCGACAUUGGCUCCAACUUACGUUGGGGCUGUGCAGCUGCAGGCAAACCCCGGCCCAUGGUGCGCUGGCUGAGAAACGGGGAGCCUCUGGCCUCCCAGAACCGGGUGGAGGUCUUGGCUGGGGACCUGCGAUUCUCUAAGCUGAGCCUGGAGGACUCUGGCAUGUACCAGUGUGUGGCAGAAAACAAGCAUGGCACCAUUUAUGCCAGUGCUGAGCUGGCUGUACAAGCUCUGGCCCCAGACUUCAGGCAGAACCCCGUGAGGCGGCUGAUCCCUGCAGCCCGAGGGGGAGAGAUCAGCAUCCCGUGCCAGCCUCGUGCAGCUCCGAAAGCUACGAUACUUUGGAGCAAGGGUACUGAGAUUUUGGGGAACAGUACCAGAGUGACUGUCACUUUGGAUGGCACCUUGAUUAUCAGAAACAUCAGUCGAUCGGAUGAAGGCAAAUACACCUGCUUUGCUGAGAAUUUCAUGGGCAAAGCCAACAGUACCGGGAUCCUGUCCGUGCGAGAUGCGACCAAGAUCACUCUAGCUCCUUCGAGCGCUGACAUCAAUGUGGGUGAUAACCUGACCCUACAGUGCCAUGCCUCGCAUGACCCCACGAUGGACCUCACAUUCACCUGGACCCUGGAUGAUUUCCCUAUUGACUUUGACAAGCCUGGAGGUCACUACCGGAGAGCCAGUGCGAAGGAGACCAUUGGGGACCUGACUAUCCUGAAUGCCCAGCUACGCCACGGAGGGAAGUACACAUGCAUGGCCCAGACAGUGGUGGAUGGCGCAUCCAAGGAGGCCACAGUUCUGGUCCGAGGUCCCCCAGGUCCCCCAGGGGGUGUGGUUGUGAGAGACAUUGGAGACACCACUGUUCAGCUUAGCUGGAGUCGUGGCUUUGACAAUCACAGCCCCAUUGCCAAGUACACGCUGCAGGCUCGGACUCCACCCUCAGGGAAAUGGAAGCAGGUUCGGACCAAUCCUGUGAAUAUCGAGGGCAAUGCCGAGACUGCCCAGGUGCUGGGUCUCAUGCCUUGGAUGGACUAUGAGUUUCGGGUUUCGGCUAGCAACAUCUUGGGCACUGGGGAGCCCAGCGGCCCGUCUAGCAGAAUCCGCACUAAAGAAGCAGUCCCCUCAGUGGCACCGUCGGGACUCAGUGGAGGGGGAGGAGCCCCUGGAGAGCUCAUCAUCAACUGGACUCCCAUGUCACGGGAGUACCAGAAUGGAGACGGCUUCGGCUACCUGCUGUCCUUCCGCAGGCAAGGCAGCUCCAGUUGGCAGACCGCCCGGGUGCCUGGCGCUGAUGCCCAGUAUUAUGUCUACAGCAAUGACAGCAUCCAUCCCUACACACCCUUUGAGGUCAAGAUCCGAAGCUACAAUCGCCGGGGGGAUGGGCCCGAGAGCCUCACUGCGAUAGUGUACUCAGCCGAGGAAGAGCCCAAGGUGGCCCCUGCCAAGGUCUGGGCCAAGGGGUCCUCAUCCUCAGAGAUGACCGUGAGCUGGGAGCCUGUGCUACAAGACGUGAACGGCAUUCUCCUGGGGUAUGAGAUUCGCUACUGGAAGGCCGGGGACAAAGAAGCAGCCGCUGACCGAGUGAGAACGGCGGGGCUAGACGCCAGUGCCCAAGUCACCGGCCUGCACCCCAACACAAAGUACCACAUAACCGUGAGGGCCUACAACCGAGCCGGCACGGGACCGGCCAGCCCUGCAGCCGAUGCCAUGACCACGAAGCCCCCACCACGGCGGCCUCCUGGCAACAUCUCCUGGACUUUCUCAAGCUCCAGUCUCAGCCUUAAGUGGGACCCUGUGGUUCCCCUCCGAAAUGAAUCUACAGUCACCGGCUAUAAGAUGCUGUAUCAGAACGACUUGCACCCAACUCCUACGCUCCACCUCACCAACAAGAAUUGGAUAGAAAUCCCAGUACCUGAAGACAUUGGCCACGCUCUGGUACAGAUUCGAACCACUGGGCCGGGAGGGGAUGGGAUCCCAGCAGAAGUCCACAUUGUGAGAAAUGGAGGCACAAGCAUGAUGGUGGAGAGCGCAGCCGUCCGCCCUGCCCAUCCUGGCCCAUUGUUCUCCUGCAUGGUGAUACUGAUGCUUGUCGGCUGCCAGAAGCUCUGAUCUCAACACUGCCUGCCACACCCAAGCUGGACACCCACCCUAGCAGACACAGCAGCUGGCCACAGCCCCCCUCCAACGCCAAGGUGGUCGACACUGUGCCUGAGAGUGGUUGGCUUAGACACCUACUCCCAACAGUACCCUUUAUGUAGGAGGUAGGAUAUUUCUAUUCUGCCACAGGAUAGAUCCAUCCAAGGAAUUUUUCUUUAAAUCAAGAGGCACUGGGCAGUGACUUCCAUGAUAAUGCUAGGCCUAAUGCAUGGACCCUUUGGGGUCCUGGACAGAAGGAACAGGCCUUUGGAUAGAAGGUAUUUAACACACAUCUUCAGAUCAAGUGGAUGGUCCUUUGGGGCCACAAGUGGGCACUGCCAUCUGAGAUCAGAGUCCCAGGCCCAUCAGGAACAUGGGCAGCAGUGGGCUAUCAAUUUCCUUCUAUGAAGCAGAGGACCUCUUCUAGUCCCCGAUGGAGAAGCACCACAGUUGGUCCCGGCGGGGUCUUCCAUGGCUCCCUGGCAAUCCUGCUUGCUCCGUAGCCAAGAACAAGGCCCUGGGUUACUGGGGAUAAGAGCUCCAAAGGGUUGAGAGGCUACACUACCUGAUAGAAAGGGACACCCGUCUAAGGUCCAUCCACUCUCCUGGUGGCACUGCCCUCUCAGCCAGCACUGCCAACCCAACCCUGUCACCUUCCGGAUGGAAUGGCGAAGUGACAGGGCCACUUCAGGUGGCUAUGUGACUCAAGGGCUUGUCUCGAGGAGUUGCCUUGCCUCAUCAAGAUGCUUCCUCCAUGGGGAUGGGCAGGGGAUGGCCAUCUGAAUGCCGCUCCUUCCCUUCCGCUCCGCCACAGGCUUGUGCCUGCCUCCACCUCUCGUAACUGCAGGCCCUGGAAACCAGCUCUCAACACAGCGUCCACUUUGUUCUGGGAUGGAGAGGCACCUGAGAAGGGCCAGCAUCAAUGUGACCCUGCCUGCUUCCAGGAAUACCCUCCAUCAGCUGGCCACACCCAGACUGCCUGGACUACUCUCUUGAGUCCCCAGAAGAAAAAAGGGGUUAAUAAGUGGAGAGGGGAGCAGCCUGCCUUGAGCUCUGGGUACCAGCGACAGACCAGACUCCAGGAGCUGAAGAGGCCUUAUAGCUUGACUUAUCCAUACUCUGCACUUAACGGAUGGGGAAAUGGAGGUCCGGGAAAGGUUAGGGACUUCUUAGGGUCACAUGGUCUGUAAGUGACAAGGCUUAGUCAAGCACCAGCGUCUCCUCCCCUACCUGUUGGGAGGCUCUGUGGAGGAGAGUGGUGUGGUGCUGAGCCGUCACAGCCUGGUCUCUAGGAUGGUCUCUAAAGGAUGAGCCCUCUGCUUCAAGAGGUUCGGGAUGCUGAGACUGACAUGGAGGGGCGGGGCUGGAGACAGGCAGAUUCCAGGAGUCCUCGGCCUGAGGCAGGCUUCGGCUGGGAAUCCAGCCGGCUGGAAGCCUCCCGGGUUCUCUCACCAUUUCAAGAGGCCAAAGCAAGAACAGAGGUCCCUAGACCAGAACCCUGUGGCAGCCCAGCCAGAAAACCCCAGUGUCCACGCCCUUGGCCCACAAGAGCAGCAGAGCAGGUGUUUCGAGAGGCGCUUGCCCUGCUGUUCCUUGGGCCAUUUCUGUAGUUUACAGUUAGAGCUCUAUUUUGUUAUGGGUUUUUAAACUUGAAGCCCUGCUCUGUUUUUCUGGGCGGGUUUACGUUAGUAUUUACCCACUACAAUUUUUUUAAUGACGUACAAGUGCAUACCUUUUCCCUACCUUUUCCCUAGCUAGGGACUGCUUUCCUGGAGCUGAUCAAACCCACCCUCUUCUGCCCCCAGCACCUCACAUACAAGGGUGCUAGGGGCUCAGCCAUGUGCUCACUCUCCCUUAUGUGGACCCCAGAGUUGGUCCAGCACCUCUCCCCAUCCAUGCUGGCUGGGAUUUGGCUCCGGCCCAGCCCUGGAAAACCAUAGCUAGCCCUAGAAAGGGGUACCUGUAAGCUUCCAAGGUUUACCUCUUUCUCACUGCCUCGGGCUUCAGGAGGGUGCUAGAGAAAUGGGUAUCUAGUGUCUGGGCAGGGUGAGCUGGUUUGGCACCAGGCCUUGUUAGGGAGGCGGGAGGCUGCGACCCCGAAGCUUUUCUUCUAACGAGGUCGGUGACAAGCAGGCAAACUGCUGGGAGACCCCAGGAGAGGAAAGCCUUAGCCCUGGGCAGGUAGCAUUUGUCGCGAGGAGGCGGAGCCGUGCUGGCAGCUUGGGGCUUCAAGUAGAGUGUUAGCUAAGGUGUAAGGAGACUACAGGUGACCGGCUUGAAAAUGACAAACAAAAGCCUCUUACUGAGGAAUCGUGGACCUUGACUGGCUCGGGAGGGAGGGCUAGAUCAAAUGGCUUCUCAGAGUCCCUUCCUGGCCAAGGGCCUUCUUGACUUCUGUACAGGCUGGCGAAGCUGUUGGACUGGCCCCUGCUAUGGUCCUGACAGAUUCCAUCCAUUGACGAUAGAGGUGAAAGGGACAGCCACAAGCAGGCAUUCAGUCUAGGCUUAACAGGCAAGAAAUGGCCCGAGGGUAGGAACAAAGCCGCCAAUAAAUAUCUCUUAAGGGAUUGGGAGGUGCCCUCUGCUUUGUCCAUACAAGGACGCAGGCCACCGCCCUGAGCUAUUUGCUCUUUGCCCUCUGAUGGUACAAAUGAGUGGUUCUGCCAUCCAGGGCAGCAGGAGACCCAGACAGUAGGGGAGUCUGGGGGUGAUGGGGCAGGGAUGAGAAUCUGGACCACGAACAGGACAUAAGGAAGCCAGGGUCAGGGAAGCCUUCAGGAAUAAGGGAGGGGCUUCUUUUGGGUAACCUUUAAAGUAUUUCGCGUUCUUUCGGAUCUUGGUUGGGUGGAGUCCUGACUUGAAGACGGGGAGAUGCUGAGUCCUUCCAGAGCUGAGAUCUUAGAAUCAACAUGCCUAGCACAGGGAAGCCAUAGAGGUACCGCCUACAGCUUAGUUAAAAAGCCAUCAGUGGGAAUGAUCCCCAGAACAGUCCUUACAAAGUAGUGCCUUCCCCGAUGCCAUCCCAGCCUGUUCUCUAGCCGAGAGCUCAGUGCGGCCAGCCAAGCUAUCCUUCCCUCCUGCCCUCCCCUGCAACAGAGGCACCUUUUCUUCUCCUAGUUGUCCAGUAGCCAACAGGGCUCCUGCAAGCCAGGGGGACGGCAGUGUCCUCACACCUGUUACGAGUUCAAAUGUGGUGUAUGGUCUCAGUAGGUGAGACCAUGGCUUGUCAGGGAGUCCCCAAGUGGAAGUAAGAGGGACCCUGAAGGACUUCAAGAAGCUCUCUGGAAAAGUGCUGGUAGUUAGGGGUGGAGUGUGCCUCUUGAGCCUGUAUAAGUCGUCCCAGGCUUUGGGAAAGCAGGGCACUAAAGAGAGAGAGAGAGACAGAGACAGAGACAGAGGAAGGAGGAGAGGGAGGAGGAGGAGGAUCAAACAGCUCUGUCCAGAGAGAGGCCCAGGGCCCUUAGUUUCUGUAGAGGACACACAACCUGCCUUGGCACCAGAUACCUCCAACUUAGCUCCACGGCGGAGCCCACAUAGCUCUGAGCUCGGGGCUCCAUUGGACCACUGAUGACCAUUCUUGUUUAAAUGCAGUUCCUCCACCCCAGCCCACUGUUCGCUCUUGUAGUGGUUAUUUAUUGACUCUGGUAGCAAGCCGUUCUUAA